CUUUGGGGGGCUCCCUCUCUCCGUGGGUGACCUAGGAAACCCCCCCUCCCGCUCUCAUUGGAGCAGGCUGGGAGGGAGGCGGGGAGCCGGCACCCUCCAGCUCGGCGCCUGCCCGGGACUUAAAUCAUGUCCUGGGGAUCCUCCUGGCCGCGCCGGCUCUGUCUUCCGCACCGGACGGUUGCUCCCCCGCUGGAUUCCUGCCUUUCUUCUGUUUGCUUUUCUCGAGUGCGGCUGCAUUGGGUAGCAUGAUCGUCUGUCCGCCCGCUCUGAUUCAUAACAGCAGACGGUGCAAAUCCAAUCGAAAUGCUAAAGUUUCCCAUUUAUUCGGUGUUGGUUAGCCAGGAGGCUGCCAGCGGCCAGGAAGGCACCUGGCUAGCGCGUCAGCCCCCGGCCCAGGAUGGACAGUUGGAGCCAUUAAACGAGGGUUUGCUUUCUAGAAUCUCCGAUCUGCUGUUCUGCCGCUGGACCUGCCGGCACUGCUGCCAGAAGUGCUACGAGUCCAGCUGCUGCCAGUCGAGCGAGGAUGAGGUGGAGAUCCUGGGGCCCUUCCCCGCCCAGACGCCCCCCUGGAUGUUAGCCAGCCGGAGCAGUGACAAGGAUGGAGAUUCGGUCCACACGGCCAGCGACGUCCCUCUGACCCCCCGGACCAACUCCCCCGACCGGAGGUCCUCGGACACCUCCAAAUCCACCUCCAGUCUGACCCGGAGGAUUUCCAAUCUGGACUCCAGGAGCCCCAGCUCGCCCCUCAUCGACCUCAGGCCCGUGGAGCUGGGGCUGCUGAGCACGAAGAAGGAGGCGGUGCAGCCGUCGGUGCUGCGGCGGCCCUGCGCGCCCGACGACUACUUCCGCAAGCUGGAGCCGCGCCUCUACUCGCCCGAGCCGGGCGCCGCGGACGACGUGGACUUCCUGACGGACGAGGAGAUCCUGUCCAAGUUCCAGCUGGGCAUGCUGCACUUCAGCACGCAGUACGACCUGCUGCACAACCACCUGACGGUGCGCGUGAUCGAGGCGCGCGACCUGCCCGCGCCCGCGGCGCACUGCAACCCGUACGUCAAGGUGUGCCUGCUGCCCGACCAGAAGAACUCCAAGCAGACGGGCGUCAAGCGCAAGACGCAGCGGCCCGUCUUCGAGGAGCGCUACACCUUCGAGCUGCCCUUCCUGGAGGCGCAGCGCCGCACGCUGCUGCUCACCGUGCUGGGCUUCGACAAGUUCGCGCGCCACUGCGUCGUGGGCCAGGUGGCCGUGCCGCUCUGCGACGUGGACCUGGUCAAGGGCGGCCACUGGUGGAAGGCGCUCAUCCCCAGCUCGCAGAAUGAGGUGGAGCUGGGGGAGCUGCUGCUGUCUCUGAAUUACCUCCCCAGCGCCGGGAGACUGAACGUCGACGUCAUUCGAGCCAAGCAGCUUCUGCAGACCGACGUGAGCCAGGGUUCAGACCCCUUUGUGAAAAUCCAGCUGGUCCAUGGACUCAAACUGGUGAAAACCAAGAAGACGUCCUUCUUGAGAGGAACAAUCGAUCCUUUCUACAACGAGUCCUUCAGCUUCAAAGUUCCCCAAGAAGAACUGGAGAAUGCCAGCCUCGUGUUCACAGUGUUCGGCCACAACGUGAAGAGCAGCAAUGACUUCAUCGGCAGGGUGGUCAUCGGCCAGUACUCCUCGGGGCCCUCCGAGGCCAACCACUGGCGACGGAUGCUCAGCGCCCACCGCACGGCCGUGGAGCAGUGGCACAGCCUGCGGUCCCGGGCCGAGUGCGACCGCGUGUCCCCAGCCUCGCUGGAGGUGACCUGACCGCUAACGCUUGUUUGUAAGCGAGAAGGAAGACGUUGUGAGGGGAAAAAAAAAACAAAAAACACGUGUCAAGUACUUAUCACCUACACACUCACACACACACACUCACCACAUGCACACACACCACACAUGCGCCUAGACACAUUCACACGCAUGCACAUGCACACACAUGCACACACUCACACACACGCACACACACACUCACCACAUGCACACACGCCACACAUAUGCCUAGACACAUUCACACGCAUGCUCACGCACACACAUACACACACUCACACACACGCACACCACACAGGCGCUCACACACUCAUCCACACAUAUUCACACACACUCACAUUCACACACAUACACACACACACCACAUGCGCACACACAACUUCAUUUGCGUGCAUGCGCGCACACACAUGUGCGCGCAUGCACACAUACACACAUACACACACACACACACACACACACACACACACAAACUCCCCGUAUCCUCUCAGAACGGAGAAGACACCAACCAUUGACCACAGAAUGGCGGCCCUCAAGGAGCGACCUGAGAACUUUCCAAACCUUUCCAGAAGCCCCAUCCAGACGUCAGCAGCCAGGUGGGCCCAGCUGUGGAGCUGUCCGGCAGUGCUGCUUCUUGAGGACCACCCCACGCCCCACCCCACACUCACUUCAUCCCUCAGGACAGACACAGGCUUGUCAAGCUUCAUGGAGACAUUUUUCCAAGUGUGAGGGGAGGCCCAGCCCCCUCCCUGGGUGACCUCUCAACAGACUGCUGCCCGGGGGGGGGGGGGGGUGGCCUGGGACCCGACACCUGUCCCCGCUCUCCCCACCCCAAAGUGUAAGUACUCCGUGUUCUCAUCAGCGUCUGCCAGAGACAGACGCGCUGAGGGACGCGGUGGCCACCCCCUCCUCCCUGUAUAGAAGCUGCUCUCUGCUUUUCCUGUCUCUAGCCAGGCCAGGGGACUCCCGGGAGCUGCGUGUGUGGACCGUCUCGGGUGAACACGUGUGUGUCCGAGUGUUCCCUUGCUGGGCCGGGACCUCCCGCGUGAGCCAUCUCUCCGCCUCUCCCGUCUGGUAAAAGCCCACCCGACGUUCCAUCUCUCCACACCCCUUCGCCACCACCGGCCGUGUGUCUCCACUCAGUAGAAUACGGUAGCGCAAGAGCCGGCCCCUCACGGCGACGGUGACAUGGGGUGUGGGGGGGGGCAGCCUGGUGCCGGGUGUACCUGGCCCCGUGCCCGCUCCCCGGCCCGCGGCUGCUGCUGCUGGUGGUGGUGGGGUCUUUGUGUGUUUGUGUGUGAGCCCAGCCCUCCACGCUAAGGGCCUGGUGUAGCUAGAGUAGAUGUCCGCGUGUCGGCUGCUGCUGUCUCCCUCCCACGGUGUGGCGUCUCGUGUGGCAGAACGCUCUCCACUGAGAUUAAAGAUUACCUACUUGUGCCCUGCA
Molecule: messenger RNA, 3226 nt
Organism: Sorex araneus (European shrew)
Lineage: Eukaryota; Metazoa; Chordata; Mammalia; Eulipotyphla; Soricidae
Gene: SYT17
Product: synaptotagmin 17
Exons: 8
Coding region: 304-1785 (493 amino acids)
Biological process (GO): regulation of calcium ion-dependent exocytosis; cellular response to calcium ion; regulation of dopamine secretion
Cellular component (GO): membrane
Molecular function (GO): phosphatidylserine binding; calcium-dependent phospholipid binding; calcium ion binding
Source: RefSeq, a predicted model, not a curated record